AUGCGCUGUGGGCGGCGGAGGAAGUGGAAGAGGUGGAGCUGGAGCCGGAGCGGCUGCGAAAAGCCAGAACACUGGAGGCCAUAGUGAAUGCCCUCGCCAUGUCUGGCGACACGGAGGAAGUGACGCGCCUCCGUAAGCCCAGAUUUUCUUAUGAAGAGAACCAGAUUCUUAUCAGAGAAGUGCGAGCCCAUUAUUCUAUGCUGUAUGGUGCGCAGAGCCGGCGCCUCAGUGUGGCAGAGAGACGCCGCGUGUGGGAGGGCAUCGCUGCAAAGAUCAAUGCCAUCACCAACUGGAAGCGAACGGCCCAGGAAGUGCAGAAGCGCUGGAAUGACUUUAAGAGGCGGACCAAGGAGAAGCUGGCUCGCAUCCCUCAUUCCACGCAGAAUGGGACAGCAGAGGAUGUUCUCACAGCAGAGGAGGAAACCAUCUUUGCCAUCCUGGGGCCUGGGGUAGUGCCUGGGAGGGAGUCCUAUGUCCAUGGGACACAGCUGGGAGCUAUGGGUGAGCAUUAGAUUGCAGAUACUCCUAGUUCUCCACUCCGAGGAUUUCAGGUGACCGGUCUUCCAGCUGCUGUAGUUAUAGAGUCUCAGGUCAGUGACGUUAUCAUAG
Molecule: messenger RNA, 609 nt
Organism: Bufo bufo (common toad)
Lineage: Eukaryota; Metazoa; Chordata; Amphibia; Anura; Bufonidae
Gene: MYPOP
Product: Myb related transcription factor, partner of profilin
Exons: 2
Coding region: 99-512 (137 amino acids)
Biological process (GO): regulation of transcription by RNA polymerase II
Cellular component (GO): nucleus
Molecular function (GO): DNA-binding transcription factor activity, RNA polymerase II-specific; RNA polymerase II cis-regulatory region sequence-specific DNA binding
Source: RefSeq, a predicted model, not a curated record